Molecule: messenger RNA, 386 nt
Organism: Apodemus sylvaticus (European woodmouse)
Lineage: Eukaryota; Metazoa; Chordata; Mammalia; Rodentia; Muridae
Product: histone H2B type 1-A
Exons: 1
Coding region: 1-384 (127 amino acids)
Cellular component (GO): nucleosome
Molecular function (GO): DNA binding; structural constituent of chromatin; protein heterodimerization activity
Source: RefSeq, a predicted model, not a curated record
AUGCCGGAGGUGUCAGCAAAGGGCACCACUAUUUCCAAGAAAGGAUUCAAGAAGGCGGUCACCAAGACCCAGAAGAAGGAGGGCCGGAAACGUAAGAGAUGCCGUAAGGAGAGCUACUCCAUCUACAUCUAUAAGGUGCUGAAGCAAGUGCACCCCGACACGGGCAUCUCCUCCAAGGCCAUGAGCAUCAUGAACUCCUUUGUGACAGACAUCUUCGAGCGCAUCGCGGGCGAGGCGUCGCGCCUGGCGCAUUACAACAAGCGCUCGACCAUCACGUCCCGGGAGAUCCAGACGGCCGUGCGCCUGCUGCUGCCCGGCGAGCUGGCCAAGCACGCCGUGUCCGAGGGCACCAAGGCCGUCACCAAGUACACCAGCUCCAAGUGAGC